Molecule: messenger RNA, 1236 nt
Organism: Ogataea parapolymorpha DL-1
Lineage: Eukaryota; Fungi; Ascomycota; Pichiomycetes; Pichiales; Pichiaceae
Product: Nicotinate phosphoribosyltransferase
Exons: 1
Coding region: 1-1236 (411 amino acids)
Biological process (GO): NAD+ biosynthetic process
Molecular function (GO): nicotinate phosphoribosyltransferase activity
Source: RefSeq, a predicted model, not a curated record
AUGACUUUUAUCGUCAAUUCUUUGCUGGAUACUGAUCUGUACAAGAUCACGAUGCACGCGGCGAUCUAUAUAAACCUGCCAAACGCAGAAGCUGUUUUUGGGUACACCAAUAGGACGCCAUCGAUGCAACUGAACAAGGCCGCUUUAGACUGGCUGCGCACACAGAUUGACCAUUUGGGUUCGCUCAGGUUUACUCCGAGCGACAUUGACUAUCUCAGAACCGAACUGCCUUUCUUGCCUGAAAAAUAUCUCGAAUUUAUCAAGGAUUUCAAGCUGCGGCCUGCUGAACAAGUGAAACUCCUAAACGUGGACAAACCGGAGGAAUUCGGUCUUGAGGUGACCGGCAAGUGGGUCGAUGUCACGCUGUAUGAGAUUCCACUACUAUCUCUCAUAUCGGAAGCUUAUUUUAGGUAUGUGGAUACCAACUGGACCAACGAGGGACAAUUGGAGAAAGCCAGACAGAAAGGAGCCAAGCUACUUGCCAAUGGCUGUGCAUUCAGCGAGUUCGGCACCCGUAGAAGACGGUCAUUAGAAACACAACGCCUGGUAAUGAAAGGGCUGUGUCAAGCUGCCAAGGAGGCCGACAAUGGUGAGCUGUUUCUGGGAACGUCCAACGUGAUGUUUGCCAGAGAAUUUGGAGUCAAACCAAUUGGCACAGUCGGCCACGAGUGGAUGAUGGGAAUUGCGGCUGUCACACAGGACUACAAAAAUGCAAACAAGUUGGCAAUGGACUAUUGGCUCAAUACAAUGGGCACUGCAAAUGCCGGUCUGGCAUUGACCGAUACUUUUGGUACAGACGCUUUUUUGAGAGCAUUUGUUCCACCCUACUCCGACCACUACGUUGGGGUGCGCCAGGAUUCUGGCUCUCCUCUGGAUUACACCGACAAAAUAUCUCACCACUACCUGGAAGUGUUGAAGCUACCUAAAUUCUCGAAAGUGAUCUGCUACAGCGACUCGCUCAAUGUUGACAAAUGUAUCGAAUACAAGAAGAAAGCUGAUAGUUGUGGCAUGCGUGCGUCUUUUGGCAUUGGCACAAACUUGACUAAUGACUUUGAAGGCUCUUCUCCGUUGAACAUUGUUAUUAAGCUCAAAAGUAUGAACGGAAACCCGGCCAUCAAGAUCAGCGACAACCUGGGCAAGAACAUGGGAGAUCCAUCCACCGUUGCCCGCGUGAAAAAGGAGCUGGGCUAUGUCGAGAAGGAGUGGGCCGAAGGCGACGAGGCACACCGGUGGUAA